Messenger RNA from Cryphonectria parasitica EP155, 1887 nucleotides. RefSeq lists its product as uncharacterized. The record is from RefSeq and is a predicted model, not a curated record. Gene Ontology annotation, biological process: DNA-templated transcription; regulation of transcription by RNA polymerase II. The transcript has 2 exons. Gene Ontology annotation, cellular component: nucleus. Gene Ontology annotation, molecular function: RNA polymerase II cis-regulatory region sequence-specific DNA binding; zinc ion binding; DNA-binding transcription activator activity, RNA polymerase II-specific. Bases 1 to 1887 code for a protein of 628 amino acids. NCBI's taxonomy places the organism in Eukaryota, Fungi, Ascomycota, Sordariomycetes, Diaporthales, Cryphonectriaceae.
AUGUUAGCCAAGUCGAGGUAUCUAGGGAGUAGCCAUUGGAUCCAUGGUAUUACUCUUUUUCCACGUACCAACACUCUUAUGGUGCUCCUGGACAGCCUCAAGGCCGACAAAACUUCAGUAACCUACCAAGCCAUUGCAACAAGCAAGAGCAUUGGGAGAACUAUCAAGGCUGGAAGAGUCCCACGGCUCAUGACCAUGGAAUUUGGAAAGCAUGUCCCGUCCAAGGAACUUGCCGAUGAACUUCUCGAGUCAUAUUUCCGCACCUUUGAGUCUGUUUACCGUAUCCUCCACGUUCCGUCCUUUCGUCUGGAAUAUGGCCGGUACUGGCAGAAUCCUCAAUUGGCGAGAGAGGCUUUCGUGAUCCAGCUUCAGCUCUGCAUGGCGAUGGGCGCAGUGGUAUGGGACGAGAAGUAUAGUCUCCGAAAGCUGUCUGUGCGGUGGGUGUAUGAAGCUCGCCUAUGGUUGAUGCAGCCAUCCGAGAAGUCGCGAAUCAAUUUGCCAGGGUUGCAGGUGUGGUGUCUCGUCCACCUUGCGCGAGAUGUGUGCGGUGUUGGGUCUGAUUUGGUGUGGACGUCUGCCGGCACGAUGAUGAGGAUGGCCCUCUACACCGGCCUGCACAGGGAUCCAGAUCACCUUCCUAAGAUGUCGCUCCUCGCAGCAGAAACGCGACGACGCCUCUGGGCCACCAUCCUGGAGAUUCUCGUGCAAUCAAGCAUGGAAUCAGGUGGACCGCCCCUGAUCUCCACGGCUGACUUCGACUGCAAGCCACCAGGAAAUUACAACGACGAGGACCUCCUCGGUGACAAUGUCGCUGCAGCACCGCCAUCACCUCAGCCGGCGACGACCUUUACCGACACAUCAGUCCAAAUUGCCCUCCUGAAUUCCAUCAAGAUCCGCCUCCGGAUUGCAGCCUACCUCAACGAGUUCCGGUCCGUACCCACUUACGACAAGACUCUCGCUCUCAACGCCGAUCUUACCGCGGCAUCUCGCAGCCUCGACGCCCUCCUCCGUGUGCACCAGGCCCAGUCAUCAGGGCUCAGUUCCUUCCAGCUGGCCGUGACGGAGCAUAUUGUCCAAAGAUACUUCCUCGCGCUACAUCUCCCCUGGCUGGGCCUCGCCAAGGAUAACCCACGGUACUUCUUCUCUCGCAAGGUCUGUGUAGAGAUAGCCCUGCGCAACCAGAAGGAGGUCAAGGCCCACGGCGGCCUCGGCAGCGACUUCAACGGGUCCGUGCCCGACGAGUUUGGCAAACUCCUCAUUUGCGCAACGGGCGGGUACCGUUACAUCGGCACACAGUGCCUCCUGGCGCUGACCCUCGAGCUGGUCUGGAACCUUGAGGAGCAGCGCCGCGCCCUGCGCAGCCUGACAGGCGGCAGCUCCACCACUGAGCCAACAAGCACGCCGGGCAUGGGCUUCGGCAUCCUCGGUUCACCCGCGGCCAACAGCGGAGAGAUGCUGGAAGUCCUUCGCGACUCUACAAACUGGAUGCGGAUGCGCAUCAAAGCUGGUGAGGUUAAUGUCAAGGGAUAUAUGUUCGGGCUGGCAAUGCUUGCCGAGGCGGAUGGCCUGUUCCAAGGCGUAAGUGACGAGCAGUUGAAGUCGAUAGUACGCACUGCCUGCGAGUCGGCCGCAGCUGAGACGCUAAGCAUGUUGAAGGAGAUGCACGCUGCAGAAGGAGCGCAGUCGGGCGUCGGCGCGACUGGCAGUGCUGCUUCAGGCAUGGGCAGUGUGGCCUGUCCAAGAUACAUGGGUAUGGAUGGGACCCAAGUCCCCAUGCCAGACCCAGAAGAUAGCCAAGGCUUCGAGGCCAUGGACACAGGGAGUAGUGGGACGAUCACGGAUUGGGAUUGGGAUGUGGUCAGUAUCUAUUGCCCCCUAUUGACCUGA